AUGCAAUUUUUUAGGUUAUGUUUGAAUUCCAUAGUAGGCCUCCACGAUAACCAGUUGGUGAAAACAGUUGGAUUGAAUGUACAGGCUAUCCACGAUCUUCAGCAGAAGUUCAUGAUAAAUGAACUGAGCUUCCGAAGCAUUGACAAGGAAGUACAGCAGGUGAUGAAGGAGGCCGACAAGACAUCGAUACAGGGAGAAAAGUAUAAUUUAUACGUCACUAAUUCUCUUGUAUUUGACGGUGAUGUGCGAAAGAAGUUCGAAAUUUUUGCUUCGAUUUACAAGAACUUCGUCUUCAAGAAGAAUGACAUCAGUCCUUGGAAGGCAAUGUCCGAGUGGGGUGAUACCCAGAAUGAGAAGUUUAAAGUCAAUCUUAGACUUUGUAUCAUUAUGAACUCGAAAUAUUAUGACUUAGCGAACAUACAGUUCAAAAGGAAUAGUGGCAAUAUGAAGGAAGAUGAGUCCAAGGUCCUGGUUAAAGGAAAAACUAUUUUAAAUUGUCUUUCCAGAUACCACAAUUUGGACAUUUAUAGAGCUAAAAAGUUGAAGGUGAUCGUUGGACAAUUCUGUGGUAAUUUCAUUCUUUAUAAGUUAAAGGGUGUAUUCAAACAAAUUCGAUUUGGUGCUCCUAGUGCCUAUAUGGUUGAUAAGUGGGGAAAGACAAUCAAGUAUCCCAUCAACGAAGGAAUGAUUGACACAUUUGUUGAUCAGCUUCAACAACUUUUUGCAUUCAAGGAUGAAGUCAUAAAACAAGCAGAAAACCUUAAAGGACGACUACUUGAAGAUGAUUCAUCGUUUGGACCACCGUUGACUGUUGAAGAUCAGUCAUUUGCAAAAGAAACUUACUACUUAGGUAGAAAAACUAAAAUCUUUCCUAAAUUGAAGGAAGAUAUUUUCAAACAAUAA
Messenger RNA from Cokeromyces recurvatus, 903 nucleotides. RefSeq lists its product as uncharacterized. NCBI's taxonomy places the organism in Eukaryota, Fungi, Mucoromycota, Mucoromycetes, Mucorales, Mucoraceae. The transcript has 6 exons. The record is from RefSeq and is a predicted model, not a curated record. The coding region runs from base 1 to 903 and encodes 300 amino acids.